CAGGAAUGUAAGGGAUGCAGAGAUGCAAGGAAUGUGGACUAGUGGGGCUCUGUGGGUCCCACUAAUAACACCAUCUUGUAAUGAGGUCCACUAAAAGGGCAAAAAUAAUAAAUAACAUGGAUGUUGAGCCAAGUUUUUUAAGAGGGAUAAAAUAAUAAAUAUUAUAUCUUAUGAGUAUAUUUAGUGAGUUCAAAAAAUGAGGCUACCGUCCUGUUCAACGGUUGCUGGAAGACCGAAUAAUUUUCACUGCGCUCUAGGUCGAAUGGUCAAAUGGUACUUAUCUGAUCAGUCGUGAAAUUUUGCGAUAUGAUUUUUUACGUGGAACAGAAUUAUGAAGAGUGAUGCAAAAUUAAUUAAUAUAUACACAUAUUUUCGAAAGUAGUAGGAAUAAGUCGACUUUUUGUUACUGACUGAAAAAAUUGCAAUUUCUAUAACAGCUGAUGUACGGAAGUGAAAGAUUUAUUAUAACAUUAUUUACAAUAUGGCUAAUUCAAAGAAGAAUAGCAGCUGGCUGAUGCCAUCAUUUGAUUGUGAACCAGUGAAGAAAUCACCAGCAACUAAACGUAUUUUUUCUCAAACACUGAAAAAUGAUAUUUCACAAAUUCCAAGUUUUUAUGAAAUAACUCAGAAGAAAAAAAAUAUAAGUAGUCUGACUGCUUUAUUGGAAGCUUGUGAACCACGAAAAUCUAAUGAAUUGGUUGUAAGUAAACAAAAGCAGCAAGAAAUGUUAGAUUGGUUGAAAUACAAAAUAAAAAGAGGCCAACCCUAUGCAUUGAUUUUGUGUGGUCCAUCUGGUUGUGGUAAAACAGCAACAAUUAAAGUUCUUGCCAAGGAAAAUGGUUUUAAUGUUACAGAGUGGAUUACUCCUAUUGAUCAAGCCAUGGAUGAAAAUAAUAGAGUAAUGAGACAAGGAGAUAGAUUUGAGGAAUUUUUAGUUAGGGCUACAAGAUAUAGUUCAGUCUUGAGUAAUCACUCUAAACGUUUACUUCUAGUUAAAGAGUUUCCAAAUGUCUAUUUUGAAGAUAAAAAUAGCUUCCAUUCCCUUAUACAAAGAUACUUUGAAUUUGGAAAAGAACCUAUAAUAUUUAUAUGUACAGAAACAGGAAAUUCAAAAUUAUUGCAAACAUUAUUUCCACCUGAUAUAAGACAAAAAUAUGGCAUUGAUCUAAUCAAUAUAAAUCCUGUUACACAAACCGCGAUGAAAAAUGCGCUAAAACGAGCAUCCAGUAUUUUAAAUUCUAUUGCUGGACAGAUGCUGUAUGUUUGUCAAAGUAAAGUUGAUGAGAUACUAUCAAAUAGUAUAGGAGAUAUUAGAAAUUCGUUAUUAAAUCUUAUUUUUAUUUCGUUGAAAGUACCUGAAGAACAAGAAAACAACUGUAGCAGCAGAGAAGUCAAUUUAGGAUUACUUCAUGGCAUUGGACGAGUAAUUAAUCCUAAAAGAACCAAGGAUGGAAAUAGCUGGAAGUUUGUUCAUAAUCCUGAUGAAAUAGCAGCUUUUUUUCAAUCACAAGCAACAGUAUUCUUGCAUUUUCUUCAAGAAAAUUAUUUGAAUACUAUGAGAGGGAUAGAUGAAGUAAAUGCUUGUGCAAAUAUUUUAAGCUUAGCAGAUGCUUUAAAUUCUGAAUGGCGGGAUCCCAAUUUAACUAAAGUUAUUUUAUCCUUCGCUGUUCGAGGUGUGAUGGUAUCUAAUGAAAAGCCAGUUUCUGGAUGGAAUCCUGUUAGAAAGCCACUAAAUGACCGACUUGAUCAGACAAGAUGUUUGGCAGCAGCCGAAGUUCGGUGGUACGAAUCUAUAAUUAACUCAAAGUUAAAAAAUACAACGGAAGUAUCCAAUUUAGAUCUUGAAUCAGUUAUUGAUGAGUAACACCACGAAAAGGGUUAUAAAUAGGGAAACUCUGAUUUAUUUAUUAUGCUUUAUUUUCUAC
This is a messenger RNA of Osmia bicornis bicornis, 1925 nucleotides long. RefSeq names its product cell cycle checkpoint protein RAD17 (gene Rad17). Gene Ontology annotation, biological process: mitotic DNA replication checkpoint signaling; DNA damage checkpoint signaling; DNA repair. Gene Ontology annotation, molecular function: chromatin binding. The transcript has 9 exons. NCBI's taxonomy places the organism in Eukaryota, Metazoa, Arthropoda, Insecta, Hymenoptera, Megachilidae. The record is from RefSeq and is a predicted model, not a curated record. The coding region runs from base 482 to 1864 and encodes 460 amino acids.